This is a messenger RNA of Peromyscus leucopus (white-footed mouse), 2124 nucleotides long. RefSeq names its product dehydrogenase/reductase 9 (gene Dhrs9). The record is from RefSeq and is a predicted model, not a curated record. The coding region runs from base 229 to 1197 and encodes 322 amino acids. The transcript is spliced from 5 exons. NCBI's taxonomy places the organism in Eukaryota, Metazoa, Chordata, Mammalia, Rodentia, Cricetidae.
CUCACAGAAAGAAGUAGAGAAGCCUUCACACAGAGCUCUGCAGACGCCUGGACACCUUGAGAGGAUCAGCUUGCUCCGGGCGGCACUUCCUUCUCCUGGGCACAGCAGGAAGGUGGUAAUCAGCUGAGCAAGUCGCCAGCAGCUUCUGCAACCCCAGCCAUCUUCAGAGAGGACACCAUCUUCUAUUGCAUCUGAGAGAAGCAUCCCUGUCACAUACAGGAAAAGAAAAUGGUGUUGCUGUUGUUUUGGGUGUUGGCCCUCCUCUUUCUCUGCGCUUUCCUGUGGAGUUACAAAGGACAGCUGAAGACGGCCGACAUCACUGACAAGUACAUUUUCAUCACUGGCUGUGACACAGGCUUUGGAAACUUGGCAGCCAGAACUUUCGAUAAGAAGGGGUUCCAGGUCAUCGCUGCCUGCCUGACGGAGUCAGGAGCAGCUGCUUUGAAGGCCAAAACCUCAGAGAGACUUCACACAGUGCUUCUGGACGUCACCGACCCAGAGAAUGUCAAGAAGACUGCCCAGUGGGUGAAGAGCCAUGUAGGGGAAAAAGGUCUCUGGGGGCUGAUCAACAAUGCUGGUGUCCUCGGCGUGCUGGCGCCCACCGACUGGCUGACCGUGAAUGACUACAGAGAACCCAUCGAAGUGAAUCUGUUCGGACUCAUCGACGUGACACUGAAUAUGCUGCCCCUGGUCAAAAAAGCUCGAGGCCGCGUUAUCAAUGUCUCCAGUAUCGGAGGCCGGCUUGCUUUCGGUGGAGGGGGCUACACUCCCUCCAAAUAUGCAGUGGAAGGUUUCAACGACAGCUUAAGGCGGGACAUGAAAGCUUUCGGUGUGCAUGUCUCAUGCAUUGAACCAGGACUGUUCAAAACGGAACUGGCAGACCCAAUAAAGACAACUGAAAAAAAGCUGGCCAUCUGGAAACAUCUGUCUCCAGACGUCAAACAACAAUAUGGAGAAGGCUACAUCGAAAAAAGUCUACACAAACUGAAAAGAAACACGUCCUCUGUGAACUUGGACCUCUCUCUAGUGGUAGAGUGCAUGGACCACGCUCUAACGAGCGUCUUCCCCAAGACUCGUUAUAUCGCCGGAAAAGAUGCCAAGACCUUUUGGAUACCUCUGUCUCACAUGCCAGCCAUUUUACAAGACUUCUUAUUGCUGAAACAGAAAGUGGAGCUGGCAAAUCCCAAAGCAGUGUGACUCAAUGGACGACAAACACCCACCCCAGGCUCUGAGGUUGACUGAUUUCAAAGACUUAUCAUCUCAAUCUCAGUCUUCACCAGACCUAACGUGGACUCAUUUAGACCAUGUUUCUGUUUAUAAAAGAAGGAGUUCCAGGGUCCCUUGAGUCUUCUUUGAAAAUAAGGACAGAGAAGACCUACCACACAAGCCAGUCUUGCCUGAUACUGAAGCCUUGCCUGAAUGGUAGGAUGAAAGGGUAACAGAAAGACUUCUCCCUCCAAAUGGUGUGUGCUGCUGCCUGCCCCUUGCCGGUUCACUAAUCCAGAGUGCUAAGCACUGUGUUUUAUCAAAAUGUUAAGCAAUAAGAAGUCUUUCAUAAGCGUGCCUGGUGGCUCUGGUAUCUCACUGAGAAGAAGACUCGGGCUGGAACUCACUAGGUUCUUUUAAGCUUUGAAAGGAACAAGAAAGUGAUAAAGCACGCUGUCACACAGAGCACUGGGAUGAACAAGAGGCCAUGAGAAACAGAGGGAAGAAAUAGAAGGACAGAAAAAGACAGGGAAGGAAAUGCAAGGCAGGGAGACUCCAACAUGAGCUAGACACUCCAGAGGGACAGACACAGAGUAUGCACCACCGCCACUGUGAAGUCAUCCCAUCUGAUCUGUUACAGUCAGCCACAUCAUGGCAGAAGUUCACCAGCUCUGUUGGCCAGGGUCUUGGCUCCAUUUCACAGCUUCAGACUCUAUGGCUUGCCGCCCUUUGACUUUUCAGAUGUCCCAAGGCUGCCAAGAUUUUGCCAUACUGGUCCAAUUGUUCAACCUUCUAAUUCUGUCUUUGUUUUGCCUUUUCCUGAGACAAUUUUUAUUUUUCUUAUUCCUUUAAGUAGCUCCAAUUGGCUGUUUGUUCCGACCAUAAAAUAAGUGACAUGCAGUCUACCAUUAAGAUCAA